This is a messenger RNA of Babesia bovis T2Bo, 2261 nucleotides long. Its product is annotated as putative integral membrane protein. The record is from RefSeq and is a predicted model, not a curated record. The transcript has a single exon. The coding region runs from base 221 to 2191 and encodes 656 amino acids. Lineage: Eukaryota; Apicomplexa; Aconoidasida; Piroplasmida; Babesiidae.
AUAACUUUAAGGAUUAAAUAUGUUCCGGAAUGCUACAGAAGACAUUGAAAAUUGAUGCUACAAUGUCUUUUAAAUGUAUGCUGAUUUAAACUAUGUAUAGUAAUUCGUUUACUUUAAAUUACCGACUCUUAUUAUGUAUUUCCAUCUAUAUGAUUUUUUAAUAACUUUAUAUUAUCAACUCUUGAACUGAUCGGUUAAAUGUGGCAACAAAUUCUAAAAUAUGGCGAGUACAGAUUCUAAAGACACAGAUUCUCCUGUUGGCAAUAAUGCGGAAGACGACGUGCAUUCCACUGUCAAGGAUGAAUAUGCUAUAUUGGACCUGCAUAUUAAUCAAUUUUUGUCGCAUAUUGCCCAGGAAUAUUCAUUUCUUCCCUGUGCCAUAUAUAUGCCACGCAUUGACAUAUAUAUUGAUAAUAAACUUGUAUAUAAGACCCGUGUGCUCAACCACGAGGAUGAUAUGUUUGAUAAUGCAAUAAGGUUACGCAUACGAUCACCAAAUUCAAUCAUUACACUAAAGCUGUAUGAAUGUCUUCAGCUGCGUUUAUCGGAUAAGCCAAUUGAAAGGAUAAUUCGUCCAGUAUUAACGGAUGAGGCGACUGAUGAAGUUUUGAUAUCUUGGUGUAAUAUUGAGCUGAGUUUACUUGUACCAGGGAAGAGAUAUAAUAUGAUAUGCGCCUUUCGUGUGAAUCCUAUGUUCCUCACAUACAACCCGGGUGGUAUUUUAUACUACCCUAUCGUAAACGGCAAACCAUUUUUAGACAAUAAUAGAGUUUGCUGUGCUUGCCGUGUAUGUGCCUAUCUUUCAUCGUACACCACCAGUGUUCACAAAAAGGCAUUGUACAGAUAUUUUGACUUUCGUCUUGACACUUCGGAGGUUACCACACCACAGAAGGCUCCCCGGAGAUUAGAUAGCAAAGGCUUGAUAAUUGAUAAGGACACUGCGAAUGCCGAAAACAAUGAUGUUGGUACAUCAGGUUCCACUGCUGAAGAUAACGCUUCGGAGGAGUUGAACAGCGUGCAUGCCCCUGCUAAGACAGAUUAUUCCAAAGAAACCACCGAUGAGAUACCACUUUCAAAUAAGGUAGCAACCUAUGAUCUCAAUGUAAAGAAGUCAUUUUUCAUCAAGGACGGUUGUACAUGCUGCAAAUUAUCAGAGGUUCCUGCUGUAUUGAGUGAUAUUGAUUACAGCUUUUGUGCUAAUUGUCACGACUAUCAAGUAUGUUGUGAGCACACAGUGGAGAACUAUUAUUUCACAUCCAUUUCGCUCAAACUUUUAUCGCGGAUGCCAAUAGAUAUGAAAAAAGAAAUCAAUGCUUUCAUGGCUUCACCAGGCACAAUCGAAGACGAUUACGACUCGGAAGAUACAUCUCUGUGCAGUAUUGUAACACGUGCCUAUGAGUUGUCUGUAGCUGCCAACACUCUGAAGAAACACAUCGGUCUGGGCGAUGUCGUAUUAUCUCCCACACCUUACCUAUAUCUGAUUCUAUCAAUACUGAUUGCUGGUUUCAUCUUUGAUAGCAAAUCGAUUGCCGUUUCUUGCUUUGUUGUAGGAGUUUUCAUAUUAUAUUUACGUGCUUCUUCACUGCGGCAAUACAAGAACGACUUUGGUGAUGUUUUUGAAAAGUCACGCCGAUUGACGAUUUGCGGUUUGGGUCUAGAAAAUUUUUUGAAUGAAGUUGUUGAGGAUGAUGAAGAUGUUAAAGGUGUUCUUAAAGCUAAGGAGCGGUUCCAGCGUAAUAUGAAAUGUAUACCUACUCAUGUGUUCACUGACGAGGUGAAAAUAUAUACAAAGCUGAAUACAUCAUUACGUCGUAAGGAGAACAUCUCUAUCAAGACUCUUACAAAUUGUUUAUCUACCAGUGUACCUCCGAAAUUAAGGAAACGCAUGGUUCAAGUUUUAAGUUUCGUCAACGCCGUUAUAUGGUACGCUAAUGCUGCAUUGGCGCUGAUUCGUCGUUAUGGAGUUAUAAUAGCUGCGUUCUGUGGAGUAUUGGGUCUGACGAGUAUAGUUUAUUCAUACCUUAUUAAGACCAUAUUAAAGCUUGGACUUUUUCUUUUCCUUUUAGCGAUACUAUCGGAGCAUUUGCCUUUCAUUCACAUCAUAUUCGUAAAACUCGGUUAUCUGAUAAAGUACCUGAUCAUUCGCACAUACCGCAGUGAAUGGUUCCUUAACGUUGAGACUUUUCCUUAAUAAACCGUUCUACCAUAAUCAUAUUCAUUUGAUCUGGCUUGGCAUCGUGUUCAAUAAGUGAUCUUUUUCG